ACCAUAGUGGGAACUCACCAGAACCGAAAUGGAAACAACUAACUACUCUUUGAAAUUGCCAGGCAAACCAACCUCAAUUGCCAACGACGCGGCAAACGACUUGCCUCCGUCCUUCAAAAUAUUAACACUACAACAUGUUCUGUUUCGAUCUUUUUGACCCAUAAAAUUAAAAAUUUAUCUUUUUCCUUGUGGCCGCUCAUGAACAUGAGCCUCCCAUGCUUCUUUCUCCACCUUCUUUUUGUUUUCUUCAUUUCUUCUCUUGUUUCUUUCUCUUCUUCUCAAUCCAAUUCUCAGAAUUUUGAAACUUUCUAUCCUUUUCCAGUUCAAUUUCCUUCUCCUGCACCUUCACCUACCAAUCCCAACUCUUCCUUUUUGUCUCCUGGAAAAGUACCGUCUCCACAACCAUCGGCACCACCACCGCAAAUUUCAACGCCUCUGCUUGAACCCAAGGCCUCGCAUACAGCCGUUGCCAAGGCAGUAGCUGUUACUGCGGUGAGCACUUUUGUCAUCGCCGCCUUGCUUUUCUUUUUCAUUCAGAGGUAUGCUGUUGCACAGAGCAGAACAAAGAGAAUAGAUACUAUUUCUGGUGAAGGCCACCCUCCGCCUCCUGUGCUUAAUGAUGAUCAUUUUUCGCAAGUUGAUGGUAGUCUUAAGGAUGUGAUUGUUGAUGAGAAUGGAUUGGAUGUGCUUUAUUGGAGAAAACUUGAAGAGGAAAGCAAGAAUGGAAAUUCUCAGCAAGAAGAAGAAGAUGACGACGAUGAUGAUGAGACGGUUCAAGCAAACUCUGAGCCCAUACAAGAAAUUCCUUUGCUUCGGGGGAAGUCAUCCGUUUUACAGAAUAAUAAAGCUGUACCAGAAAUUGGUAGUCCUGACAGAAUUAUGGCUCCCUACAUUAAUCCUCAAUCUGAGAUGACCAUGAGGGCCAUUGAAAAAUCGAAUUUAACAAGUCAGACAUCAAAUCUUUCUCAUCUCCCUCCACCACCAUCAGCAGGGCCACCUUUGCCUACGCCACCUCCGCCUCCUCCAUUCUCAACAAAGGAAAAUAAAACACCACCGCCACCUCCGCCACCUAAGGCAGUUGUUCUGGCUACGUCUUCAAAAUUACCCCCAGUGGCUAAAGGGAUGGCAAGCAAGGAUAAACCAGGGAAGUCUUCAGCUGGAGAAGGCAGGGAAGGAAACGGGAAUGGCCAGGUAAAACUGAAGCCAUUGCAUUGGGAUAAAGUCAACAAGAAUACUGAUCAUUCCAUGGUGUGGGACAAAAUUGGUGGAGGCUCUUUUAGGUUCGAUGAUGAUCUCAUGGAAGCCCUGUUUGGAUACGUUGCAACCAAUCGAAGAUCCCCCAAGAAAGGGGACACAAGCGAUUUAAAGAAUCAGAAUGGCAGCCCACCAGCGCAAAUUGCCAUUCUUGAUGUCAGGAAAUCCCAGAACAUAGCAAUUGUGCUUAAAUCUCUGGGCAUUUCACGGGAAAAAAUCCUUGAUGGGUUAACUGACGGACAAGGAUUGAAUGGAGAGACUCUUGAAAAGCUUAUGAGAAUUGCCCCAACCAAAGAUGAAGAAUCUCAAAUUCUUGAAUUCGAUGGAGACCCCAGUAGACUUGCAGAUGCUGAGUUUUUCCUUUACCAUCUCUUGAAAGCUGUUCCUUCGGCUUUUACUCGCCUAAAUGCAAUGCUUUUCAGAUUAAAUUAUGAUUCAGAGAUUCUCCAGUUCAAGGAUUCUUUGCAAACACUUGAACUGGGCUGCAACGAACUUCGAAAUAGAGGACUUUUCAUUAAACUUUUAGAAGCAAUCCUGAAGGCUGGUAAUCGCAUGAAUGCAGGGACUUUAAGAGGAAAUGCACAAGCAUUCAAUUUAACUUCUCUUCGAAAGUUAUCCGAUGUAAAAAGCUCCGAUGGAAAAACAACUCUACUUCACUUUAUUGUUGAGGAGGUUGUGCGAUCAGAGGGAAAACGCUGUGUAAUCAACCGCAAUCGAAGCUUGAACCGAAGUUUGAGUAGAAGCAGCAGCAAUAGCAGCAUAAAUUCACAGUCCAGGGAGGAUAGAGAAAAGGAAUAUAUAAUGCUGGGAUUGCCAAUGGUAGGUGGUCUCAGUUCUGAAUUCUCUAAUGCAAAGAAAGCAGCCCAAAUAGAUUAUGAAUCCUUCGCAGGCACUUGCUCAGCCGUCACUGCUCGCAUAGCAGAAGUUAGGCUAAUCGCUUUGCAAUGUGCUGCUAAUGGGGAAGGAGCAUUUGCAAGAGAGAUGAAAGGUUUUACUGAAGCAGCAGAGGAAGAACUAACGGUUUUGAAAGAUAAGCAAAUGAGGAUAAUGGAGCUUGUAAAGAGAACAACAGAAUAUUAUCAAACAGGAGCUUCCAAGAACAAAGAAGCACACCCACUUCAACUAUUUCUCAUAAUUAAUGAGUUUCUAAACAUGGUUGAUCAAGUCUGCAUCGAAAUUGCUCGAAAUCUACAAAAACGGAAAAGAUCCUCUUCAGGUUCGCCAGCAGCAUCACCAAUGCCAGUGAGGUUCCCAAACUUGUCUGAACAUUUCUUGAAGGAAAAAUCCACUAGCACUUCAAGUGAAUCAUAUGCUGAUUUUUGAGCAUAUAUAUAAAUUAUCGAAUGUAUAUAGUUGUCAUACGAAAAAAUCGAGAUGUAAAAAAAAUCAUAGUUGAGUGAUUUUUGAAAUCAUCAAAUUGUUUUCUAAACCUUGACAAGUUUUUAGCAAUUAAAUUCCAAGUUUUAGUUCCAAGA
Messenger RNA from Hevea brasiliensis (rubber tree), 2729 nucleotides. Its product is annotated as formin-like protein 8. Bases 199 to 2577 code for a protein of 792 amino acids. The record is from RefSeq and is a predicted model, not a curated record. Lineage: Eukaryota; Viridiplantae; Streptophyta; Magnoliopsida; Malpighiales; Euphorbiaceae. Gene Ontology annotation, biological process: actin nucleation; actin cytoskeleton organization. The transcript is spliced from 2 exons. Gene Ontology annotation, molecular function: actin filament binding.